UGCUGGCCGCUGGCUGGAACCUGUUGCUCCGCAGUUCCGUGUUGUGCAAUGGACGGCAGUGUCCACCACGAUAUAACAGUUGGUACUAAGAGAGGAUCAGACGAGCUUUUCUCCAGCGUCUCCAACGGCCCGUAUAUCAUGAGCACCACAGCCAAUGGCAACGACAGCAAGAAGUUCAAAGGUGACAUAAGAGGUCCCGGGGUGCCGUCCAGGGUCAUCCACAUCCGCAAGCUUCCCAACGACAUCACCGAGGCCGAGGUGAUCAGCCUGGGUCUGCCCUUCGGAGACGUCACCAACCUGCUGAUGCUCAAAGCCAAGAACCAGGCCUUCUUAGAGAUGAACUCAGAGGAAGCAGCUCAGAACAUGGUGGGUUAUUACUCCACAGUGAUGCCCAUCAUCAGACACCAUCCGGUCUACGUCCAGUUCUCCAACCACAAGGAGCUCAAGACUGACAACUCACCCAACCAGGAGAGGGCCCAGGCAGCUCUCCGGGCCCUUAGCACGUCUCAUGUGGACACGGCCGUGGCGGCUCCGAGCACGGUGCUGAGGGUGGUGGUGGAGAACCUGGUCUACCCUGUCACCCUGGACGCUCUCUGCCAGAUCUUCUCCAAGUUCGGCACCGUGUUGAGGAUCAUUGUCUUCACCAAGAACAGUCAGUUCCAGGCUCUGCUGCAGUAUCCUGACGGAGCGUCUGCCCAGGCUGCUAAACUGUCUCUGGACGGACAGAACAUCUAUAACGGCUGCUGCACUCUGAGGAUCAGUUUCUCCAAACUCACCAGCCUCAACGUCAAAUACAACAACGAAAAGAGCCGAGACUUCACCAGACCCGACCUGCCCACCGGAGACAGCCAGCCCACCAUGGAGCACCCGGCCAUGGCCACAGCCUUCACUCCAGGUAUCAUUUCAGCUGCACCUUACGCCGGAGCCACUCACGCCUUCCCACCAGCCUUCACCAUCCAGCCUGCAAUGUCUUCCCCCUAUCCAGGCCUGACGGUGCCCGCUCUGCCCGGAGCCCUGGCCUCUCUGUCCCUCCCUGGGGCCACCAGGCUGGGAUUCCCUUCCAUCUCUGCUGGACACUGUGUCCUGCUGGUCAGCAACCUCAACCCAGAGAGAGUUACGCCCCACUGCCUCUUUAUUCUCUUCGGUGUUUAUGGCGACGUGAUGAGAGUGAAGAUUCUGUUCAACAAGAAGGAAAACGCUCUGGUUCAGAUGUCUGACAGCACACAGGCUCAGCUAGCUAUGAGUCACCUGAACGGCCAGCGGCUGCACGGGAAGCCCCUGCGCAUCACGCUGUCCAAACACACCAAUGUCCAGCUUCCCCGUGAAGGCCACGAGGACCAGGGCCUGACCAAAGACUACAGCAACUCCCCGCUGCACCGCUUCAAGAAACCCGGCUCCAAAAACUACUCCAACAUCUUCCCACCUUCUGCCACCCUACACCUCUCCAACAUCCCCCCUUCUGUGGUAGAAGAUGACCUCAAGCUGCUGUUUUCCAGCUCAGGAGCCAUGGUCAAGGCCUUCAAGUUCUUCCAGAAGGACCACAAGAUGGCUCUGAUCCAGAUGGGCUCAGUGGAGGAGGCCAUCGAGUCUCUCAUCGAGUUCCAUAACCACGACCUAGGAGAGAACCACCACCUGCGGGUCUCCUUCUCCAAGUCCUCCAUCUGAGCCUUGGACUCCAUCACCUGGAUCCUCCACGCUCUUCUGAGAGCGGACUUGCUGGUCCACUACACUCCGAUCAUUCCAACAUGUC
This is a messenger RNA of Toxotes jaculatrix (banded archerfish), 1750 nucleotides long. It is a transcript of the gene ptbp1b, whose product is annotated as polypyrimidine tract binding protein 1b. Gene Ontology annotation, biological process: mRNA processing; regulation of cell differentiation; regulation of RNA splicing. Bases 49 to 1665 code for a protein of 538 amino acids. The transcript is spliced from 15 exons. Gene Ontology annotation, molecular function: mRNA binding. The record is from RefSeq and is a predicted model, not a curated record. NCBI's taxonomy places the organism in Eukaryota, Metazoa, Chordata, Actinopteri, Toxotidae. Gene Ontology annotation, cellular component: nucleus.